Molecule: messenger RNA, 1549 nt
Organism: Castor canadensis (American beaver)
Lineage: Eukaryota; Metazoa; Chordata; Mammalia; Rodentia; Castoridae
Source: RefSeq, a predicted model, not a curated record
CACUUCCUUGCUUUUUCUAGCCAUGGAUGUUUCUGGUCAGAGUGGGUUUAGGAUGCUGAUCAGGCUAUUGACAGAAAGAAUGUUCAAACAUCUUCGAAAAUGGUUUGUCGCUCACUGCUUUGGGCAUUCUCAGCAAAGAAGAACAAGACUAGUCUCCAAAGAUGGAAGGUGCAACAUAGAGUUUGGCAAUGUGGAUGCACAGUCAAGAUUUAUAUUCUUUGUGGACAUCUGGACAACAGUGCUUGACCUCAAAUGGAGAUACAAAAUGACUGUUUUCAUUACAGCCUUUUUGGGGAGUUGGUUCCUCUUUGGUCUCCUAUGGUACGUUGUAGCUUAUGUUCACAAAGACCUCCCAGAGUUCCAUCCUGCUGACAACCACACUCCUUGUGUAGAGAACAUUAAUGGCAUGACCUCAGCUUUUUUGUUUUCUCUGGAAACUCAAGUGACCAUAGGAUAUGGAUUCAGGUGUGUGACAGAACAAUGUGCCACUGCCAUUUUUCUGCUUAUCUUCCAGUCUAUUCUUGGAGUUAUCAUCAAUUCUUUCAUGUGUGGUGCCAUCUUAGCCAAGAUCUCCAGAAGUAAAAAACGUGCCAAGACCAUUACAUUCAGCAAGAAUGCAGUGAUCAGCAAGCGGGGUGGGAAGCUGUGCCUCCUCAUCCGAGUGGCUAAUCUUAGGAAGAGUCUUCUUAUUGGCAGUCACAUAUAUGGGAAACUCCUGAAGACCACAGUCACCCCUGAAGGAGAGACCAUUAUUUUGGACCAGACUAAUAUCAACUUCGUAGUUGAUGCUGGCAAUGAAAAUUUGUUCUUCAUCUCCCCACUGACAAUCUACCAUGUCAUUGAUCACAAUAGCCCCUUCUUCCACAUGGCAGCAGAAACACUUUCCCAGCAGGACUUUGAAUUAGUGGUCUUUUUAGAUGGCACAGUGGAAUCAACGAGUGCUACCUGCCAAGUCCGGACAUCCUAUAUUCCAGAAGAGGUGCUUUGGGGCUACCGUUUUGUGCCCAUAGUAUCCAAGACCAAGGAAGGGAAAUACCGAGUGGAUUUUCAUAACUUUAGCAAGACAGUGGAAGUGGAGACCCCACACUGUGCUAUGUGCCUUUAUAAUGAGAAAGCUGCCAGAGCUAAGAUGAAGAGAGGCUAUGACAACCCCAACUUUAUCUUGUCAGAAGUUGAUGAAACUGAUGACACCAAAAUGUAGCAGUGGCUUUUCAGCAUUGUGAAGUCUUGCAGGUACCUAGUGGCUAGCAGCAUUAUGAAGCAUGUGAAAAUAAGAUGAGAGCCUGCUAAGUCUAUCAGCACAGUGACCCUGAACCCCAUAACUGUGACACUUAGCUCUACAAGGCUACCGUAUUAGCGUAUGCAAUGCAUUUAUAUGAGAAUGGCAUAUGGAAGCUACAGGAGCUAACUUGGAAUUUUGAAUAUGAUUAUUUGAGGUCAUGGAAUAUUAAUGGGAACAGACAAAAUCAUCAAAAGUCUCAUGGAGGGGCCAAAGGAGAUAUUUUUUAAAGUCUCCUUAGAGAGUUUUGGAGCUUUAGACAGGAUCAGG